Molecule: messenger RNA, 1710 nt
Organism: Haemonchus placei
Lineage: Eukaryota; Metazoa; Nematoda; Chromadorea; Rhabditida; Trichostrongylidae
Source: the annotation of a GenBank genome assembly
AUGGCCCGUCGUCGGUCGAAUAUGUCGUUGAUGAGAGCUGGUGGCAAUUGUCCACAAGAGAAGAAUCGAGUAGCAGCCCAGGCCAUAAACAACGGUUCCUCAAGUAAUGGUUCUGUCGUGAGAGUCCGCAAAUUCGUCGGCGAUGAUUUUGACCGGUACCUUGGACGCUUUGGAUUGGUGAAAAAGACCAUGCCCAAUACAAAUGGAAGCAGUCUUUACAGAGCAGUUUGUGAAUCGCUCAGCACGAAUCAACGAGAAUACUCUGCUCUACAACAGCUCGUAGAAGACCACCUUCUAUUUCAAUACCACAUUCAACGAAUUGAGGACGGGCUGCCGCGCGUAAACAAAAUCGAGGAUUCUUUAACGACCGUUGCCCACCUUUUGAGCUAUCGAGCUUCGGAAAAGAGAAAAUGUGGCGUGAAGAACAGUCAAGAUUAUCGAGGGGAUAACGAAGAAGAGGAGAGUUUGGCUUCGCUCUCGGCUUUACGACAAUGCGCCCACCUCACCCUGUCUUUGGCUCAAAUACUUGGGCUCGAUGAAGGCAUCGACUUGAUUGUCUAUCGUGAAAUCAAUGAGAAGCCUGUAAUUUACAAAGGAAGUCUCGAAGGAGAGUCUGCUGAGAAACUUACAGCAAUUCUUUACGAGGCACUCUAUAUUGGAGUUUUUGGCUUUUCACGAGACACAAUCAAAGAAUCGAUCGCGAAAGUACGUGAAGAUAUGGAUGCCGUUGGAGUUGAUGUAGAAACGCCCACUUCCGACUCUGUGCCUGGACAACCUACUGAAGACUUCUCAUCCAAUGAUGGGAGCAAUCAACCGCCUGCACACGCUUGGAGACCACCAAUUCCGUAUUCAUCAAUAAAAGCACUUGAUCCUUCUGUCUACCGUAAUCUGUCUUACGACUUGUUCCUGAAAAGUAAGAGGCAGAAAGGUGAUUACGAGCAGAGCCAAUGGUUUUGCUUUAUUGAUCACGCUUUAGGUAUUUUCCGAUCUGGUUCUCCAUGCCUCAUAAUGGAAGGCGAAUCGUGUUACCGUGCGUUCGUGCUGUCUGUUCCGGAUAAGCAUUCGAGGAUGGUUUUGGUCAACGGGAUUGAAAGAAGAGUGAGUGUGUCGAGAUUGUUACCGUUGUCUUGUCACAUCUCGCCUAUUCAAACCGUGCCGAAUUCUCGUUUCAAGAUCAACACGGAGCAUCCAGAAACAGCACAAACUGCUCCGCCAAGAGAGCUAUUUCCUUGGUUGUCUGUCGUUCCUUUAUCCUAUGAGUAUUGGACGGAGACUUUCACUGUCCAGUGCUUAUUGAAUGGAAGCUAUUGUAUUCGUUCAAUCGAAAUUGACCAACAAGACUACUUUACUGUUAUUAUCAUUAUGCCAUUCCAGUACCUGUGCCAGAUGAGUCCAAACGGCUUCGUCAUUCCCAAUUCCGGUUUUGCCUACGUGAAUUCCCCCUGGAGUUACGGCGGAACUGUUUCAUCGUGCGAGUCCACGUCUGUUGUUGUUGGUGUUCCGCUAGAUUCAAGCUAUGAGUGCAUGGUGAACAAGAAGGGAGGUCUGAAAGUAAUUCUAGUCACACACCAUAAGCCGUUUCCCGCACUUCAAUGCAAGAGGGACCUGAGCUUGGACGAUGCCUUCAAGUCAGUUGGUGAAGAGCUUACCAUAGCGGUUGAUCCGAGUGAUUACUUUGGUAGUGGAAUUGGUUACAGAGGCGAGGAGUAG